Ornithorhynchus anatinus (platypus) is the source of this 1432-nucleotide messenger RNA. RefSeq names its product protein Wnt-7a-like. Gene Ontology annotation, molecular function: cytokine activity; frizzled binding. Gene Ontology annotation, biological process: canonical Wnt signaling pathway; cell fate commitment; multicellular organism development. The transcript has 5 exons. The record is from RefSeq and is a predicted model, not a curated record. Gene Ontology annotation, cellular component: extracellular region. Lineage: Eukaryota; Metazoa; Chordata; Mammalia; Monotremata; Ornithorhynchidae. Bases 266 to 1324 code for a protein of 352 amino acids.
CUGAGCCACCAGGUACUUAGGCCUACCGGAUGAUCUUCAGUAUCCGAUGUAGGGCAAGAAAGGCGCAAGGGCCAGGUUCCCUCUUGGAGGGCUCCCCUGGCAGGUGGGAUAAAGUUUAGGAGGACUCUACACUUGAUGGUCCUUGGAGAGCAGACAUAAGCUGUUGCGAAGAACUCAACUCCUCCAUUCGGGGCAUUCCAGUCCAGCCGCUGAGCACGCCGGCCCGCGGAGGACGAGACGGCGGUCCGGGUGCGGGAGCAGCAGGAUGAGGUUGGCACUGAGGACUCUCAACCCAGGCCUCUCUGUGAUCUGUGCGGGCUUGAUGCUGGUUGGGGAUGGGGGGCCGUCUUCGGUCCUGGCCCUGGGGGCCAACGUCAUCUGCAACAGGAUGCCGGGGCUGGCGCCGCGCCAGCGAGCCUUCUGUCGGAGCCGGCCCGACGCCAUGAUCGCCAUCGGGCUGGGGGCCCAACUGGGCCUGGAGGAGUGCCGCUACCACUUCCAAGCCAGCCGCUGGAACUGCACCGCCCUGGGCCAGAGGACGCUCUUUGGGCAGGAGCUCAAAGUGGGGAGCCGAGAGACGGCCUUCUCCCACGCGGUGCUGUCGGCCGGAGUCGCCUACUCCGUGACCGACGCCUGUAGCCGGGGCCACCUGACGGACUGCGGCUGCGACCGGUCCAGACGCGGCAACCACGACCGGGUCCCCGGGUGGCGCUGGGGGGGCUGCUCGGCCGACGUGGCCCACGGCAUCACCUUCUCCGGAGACUUCGUGGAUGCCCGCGAGGUCAGGCGAGACGCCCACACCCUCAUGAACCUACACAACAACCUGGUGGGCCGCAAGGUCUUGGAGAAGCAGAUGCGGCCGGAGUGCAGAUGCCACGGCGUUUCGGGCUCCUGCUCCCUGAGAACGUGCUGGGUGACGUUGCCCAGCUUCCGGGCCGUGGGCUUCGCCCUCAAGGCCAAGUACCAGGCAGCGGUGCCGGUGGAGGCCGUCCGGAGCCGGCGCCAGCUGCGGCCCACCUUCCUGCGGGUGAGCGCGGCCGCCCCCGCCCACCGGAAGCCCGCCGACACCGACCUGGUCUACGUGGAGCCUUCGCCCAGCUACUGCGAGGAAGACUCGGCCACGGGCAGCGCGGGCACCCGGGGCCGCCUCUGCAACCACACGGCCGCCCCCCAGCCGGGCAGCUGCGAGCUUCUGUGCUGCGGCCGGGGCUCCAGCCCCUUCCGCUACGUCCGGCGCUGGCAGUGCCGCUGCCGUUUCCGCUGGUGCUGCCACGUGGCCUGCGGCACCUGCAGCGAGGGCGCCGACGCUCACGCCUGUAACUGAGCCUCCGCCGGGACCUCCGCCCCCCUCCACCUGCGGCGGGUCGAGCCCGGCGCGUCAGGGCGACUUGGAGCCGCGGGAAGCCGCGUGGCCUGGCGGGCGCCGCACGGG